Messenger RNA from Drosophila serrata, 907 nucleotides. RefSeq lists its product as uncharacterized. NCBI's taxonomy places the organism in Eukaryota, Metazoa, Arthropoda, Insecta, Diptera, Drosophilidae. The record is from RefSeq and is a predicted model, not a curated record.
GCUUGUGAGUUGAAGGAAUAAGUUACUUUCUGUAUUCAAGCAUCAUGGAAGCUGUUGUGGAGCUAUCAGAUUUAGAACUAAAUCAAGCACUCAUGCUAAUUGCACAGGUGCCAAUCUUCGACGGAACUCCUGAGGAUCUAAGCAAUUUCAUAGCACGAAUUGAGAAUAUCCUAAAAUUGUAUCCAACCCAGGAUGAGCGACAAAACCGCAUUCUAUAUUUGGCAACCGAUUUUCGUCUAUCGGGAGAAGCCAGUCAAGUAAAUGCGAUGGGAGAGGAGAAGACCUGGUCCGAACUCAAGGGAGCCCUGAGUGAGGCAUUUGAAGUCAAAACACGUAUUACCAAGAGCUUCGUAGAUGAACUGGAAUUUAGAGCCUACAAGAUUCGUAGUAAGUUGGGUCUAGACAAUGAUGAAAACACAACCAAAGAUGUUAUUGACCAGAAGCUAUCAGAUCGUUACUUAAGGUCUUUAAACCAACUCGAUAUUUCAACUAUUUCGAUUCUUAAGAAAGCUUCUCAAAUGCGAGGCUAUUACGAACGAGAGGUAUUAAGGGAAAAACAUAGAGAUCCUAAUGAUUUAUAUAGGAAACAAAAUAAUUUAUGUGAUUUACAUAGGAAACAAAAUUCUGAAAAAUCACCUGAAUCCCCAAGGGUUAUUAGGCGUGGUCAUAAGAACUUAAAUAAAGACAAGUUCCCAUUUUAAAAAGCAAAUUUAUUCAUAAAAAAAUAAAUGAAAAUUUAUAAGAAAUAUUAUUAAAUAAUCUACAUAACAUUUAUAUUAACAAAAUUAAAUACUUAAUCGAAUACUCGUAAAGAGUUAUAUGCACUUAAUGAACUUAUAUAACUUUUAUAACUUUGUAACUUAUAACCUAAUAAUAAAAUUUGUCAUAUCUUUGAUAUAUCCAGCUA